This is a messenger RNA of Oryza brachyantha (malo sina), 3113 nucleotides long. RefSeq names its product homeobox-leucine zipper protein HOX7-like. The record is from RefSeq and is a predicted model, not a curated record. The coding region runs from base 1743 to 2738 and encodes 331 amino acids. Lineage: Eukaryota; Viridiplantae; Streptophyta; Magnoliopsida; Poales; Poaceae. Gene Ontology annotation, molecular function: DNA-binding transcription factor activity, RNA polymerase II-specific; sequence-specific DNA binding. Gene Ontology annotation, biological process: regulation of DNA-templated transcription. The transcript has 9 exons.
AAAUUCUGUUCUGUUUCUAAUAGAAACUUUUUGCAAUACAUAAUUCCAUGGUCCCUGUGAAAAAACUGCAUUGGUAUGUUUUUUUUUUUUCGUACUCACCAAGAUAAAGAUAGUUUGUUGCAACACUGGCUUACGCAAACAUCCAAAAAUGCACAAAUAUCCACAUUUUGCACCUACCUUGUGACCUUUACACAUCUAGGAUCUAGGCUCUCUUGAACUGAGGUAGAAGAAAAAAUGCUUCUGCAUUUGGUUAGAUGUUAGAUUAUGAGUACACAAUGCAUGCAUGUGCAAUCUUGAUUGCCUGAAUGCUUACGUCGCUAGCAGUAUGCGUGUGCAUUUUAGCUAAGCUUAGCUUGUCAGUGAAAUUUACAAGAUAACGAAUGAAAAGAUAGCCAGGAUUUGAUUGAUCCAGUCAAAGGGUGCUCCUACUUGCAUGACUAUACUACUGCCCCCCUCCCCUUCGCUCUGCGUUACUCACUCUUUCACGCUAUACUAUAGAAAGAAUAAAGCAUCUUCUCCAGACUCCAUGUAUUUUUCAAAUGCUAAACAUUCCUGCACAAUUAAUGCACAUUGUACUAUUAAUGAAGGUUAGUACUCCAGAAUGAUCAUUGAUACUCUGAGUUUGCUUAGUCAACUAUCUAGCACUGCAAGAGAAAUUGAUGAAUUAUGUUGAAUAAUCAAAAGUGAUGUUUACAACCUUUGUGAUGCCACCGCCCAACAGGUGGCCGCAGAUAACAGCAGUGCAAAUAUGCAGCGCCUCUGAAGCUGCAGUAACACACGCACAGACAAAGGGAGGUUUGGUGGAUGAAUAAAUUAAUCUGGCCUAAUGCCCUAUUAAUGAGUGUCUGAGUGAGGCAUAUUAGCCUUAUCCUGUGGCACGUGAUGUUGGCAAACUAUGCCAUGGUGCUCCUGAAAGAAUACUAAGUAUAACAAAUAGGAUCACAUGCUGCGUCCGGCAAGAAUUACAUUAUUAUUCAUCGAGGAAGUGGCAAUGGCAUGACUUUAUUUUAUUCCUCUUCCUUCAAUGGCGAUGGCCUAUGAGUUUGCCUGGGAGGCAGUCUGAGUUGCAUUCAGAAUAUAGAGGACAUCAAAACUUGUCAAUAUCCACGUCUUAUUCCUAGAAGUGGCACACAAUUGAAUGUUUACAGUUGGCAAUAUUCAAUGCUAUCAGGGACAUGGUAUUCUGAUGUGUCAAAUUGCUGAACAAAGUCUAUGGUAAAUGUUCAGAUUUGGGAGAAAAUAUCACUCAGUGUUCUUAUCCACUUAAAUGGAAGACUCCAUUUGGCAAAUUAUGAUCUGCAAUCUGGAAGGAUAUUCCCAUUUAUAUAUGUACAAGAAAGCAGAUUUUUCAAGUGCUAACUGCUAAAUUGGUAAUGAUAGGUUAAGACAUUGAUUUGUACUUCAAAUUUUAAUGUACAUGAAUUAAUGGGAUUAUACCCAGUGUGCAUGGCACUAGUAUUGCAUCAUCAAAGGUUAAUCAGUGCAUAGAAUUUUUUUUCAGAAAUAAGGUAUUAGGUGUACCCAUACAGUUGAUGUUUUUCCAUAGUUUGGAACCAACCACCGAUCAAUAACAAAAGGUCUUGCUACUUCUGAGUUGGUGAAGGCUUGUCACCAGUGCCUUUCUUACCUAUGAAAAGAGGAGUGGUGUAAGAUUGCUUCCAACAUAUCUGAGUCUAGGGGACUCUCCAGCUCCAGUGAAGGCCACUACUGUCGUGCCUACACCGGUGCCUCCACCUACAUGCAUGAGCGAAGGAGAAGGCUUGGAGCUUGUGCUUGGAGUGAGAGCUUCUAGCAGAGAUGAACAGGACAGCCAGGCGACAUGCACACAAUCAUCAGAAGAAGCCAUGGAGGGAUCAGUGGAAGAUGAAGCUCGCACUCAUGGCGAGGCUCCUCUUGAGAGCUUGAGCCUCCCUCUGUUUGUAUUCUUUGCAGAGCCUCUGACCGGCAGCGAGAAUUCAGAGCUGUGCACACGUGGUCUUGAUGUGAACACUCGGCCAGCAGAUGGAGGCGCAGCGGAAGUGAGGCCUUCUUCGUCACCACCUUCUAUGCUGGAGGCAUCCACGAGACAGCAGGCAGCUGAUCAGCUGGAAGCUGCAGACGAGGAGAGCGGUGGUGGCGGGGCGAGGAAGAAGCUGAGGCUGUCCAAGGAACAGUCCUCGUUUUUAGAGGAUAGUUUCAGAGAACACAGCACCCUAACUCUGAAACAAAAGAGUGAUCUAGCUAAUCGGCUCAACCUUCGGCCACGCCAAGUGGAGGUCUGGUUCCAAAACAGAAGAGCCAGGACGAAGCUGAAGCAGAUGGAGGUGGACUGCGAGCAGCUGAAGCGUUACUGCGAGAGGCUGACGCAGGAGAACCGGCGGCUGCAGAGGGAGGUGGCGGAGCUGCGUGUUCUCCGCACCACGCCGUCGACGUACCCGCCGCUCUACGGCGGCCUCCAUCACCUACCUGCCGCCGCCGCCGCCGCCGGGUUCCUCCGGCCGUGCUCCUCGUGUGAAAGUCCUAAGGUCGUUUCUGCUGCUGCAGCAGCAGCCGCCGGUUACUCCCCACACGUCGUCGUCGCCGGCGGCGGCAGCGGCGGCGGCACCGCUCCCGGCGCUGCCGACAACGCCGCCGUGUGGUCUCCGGCUGCUGGCUCUCCGGCGGCAUCCGCCGCCUUGUUCGCCAGGCGGCCUCACUUUGGCCCCUUCGCGGCCGUCAUUCCGCCGGUGCUGCGCCGCCAGCCAUCAGCGACGUCGUGAUCGAUGAGCUAGGGAGCCCUUUGCAGUUUCUUGCACUGCAUGCGCAUGCUAAUUAAUUAAAUAUGGGGUGUAUACGUACAUUGUAUUGAUCCUGUGUAAAAUGUUGUCCCUUUUUUUCUUCAUUGUUCAUCAAAACCGUACUGAUGCAUAUAGGAAAAUAUGUAUAUAUAUACUCUUCAGAAAGAAUUAAUCAAAGCCAUAUAUACUCUGUAAAAAAAUGUAAUAUAAGAUUAGACGAGUGAAUCAAUGUACCACUCUCAUACGUACCUAACAAAUGAUGGUGUGAAAACUACUUGGUGUAAAUGUGUAUUAUACUCGUGCUUGUAUCUCUCUCAUACACACCUAACAAAUGAUAUAUAUAUACUCUGUGUUGCG